CGGAGUUCGACAUUCAGUCUCAAAUUGUCUUAGCGAGUGUACUUGAAGUCUACAAAGCAAGUUCGAAGAUGCCACCGAAGGCUAGUGGAAAAGCUGUGAAGAAAGCUGGUAAAGCUCAGAAAAAUAUCAGUAAGUCUGAUAAGAAGAAGAAGAGGAGGAGGAAGGAAAGCUAUGCCAUCUACAUCUAUAAAGUGUUGAAGCAGGUCCAUCCUGAUACUGGUAUUUCCAGUAAAGCCAUGAGCAUCAUGAACAGCUUUGUUAAUGAUGUUUUUGAGCGUAUCGCUGCUGAAGCUUCACGCUUGGCACAUUACAACAAGAGAUCUACCAUCACGUCUCGGGAAAUCCAAACUGCUGUCAGGCUUUUGUUGCCUGGUGAAUUGGCUAAGCACGCCGUUUCUGAAGGCACUAAAGCUGUCACUAAGUAUACCAGCUCCAAGUAAACGCUACAGCACCCUAAAACAUAAUCAUCGGCCCUUUUCAGGGCCAACAAUUU
Molecule: messenger RNA, 493 nt
Organism: Bombus impatiens (common eastern bumble bee)
Lineage: Eukaryota; Metazoa; Arthropoda; Insecta; Hymenoptera; Apidae
Product: histone H2B
Exons: 1
Coding region: 69-440 (123 amino acids)
Cellular component (GO): nucleosome
Molecular function (GO): DNA binding; protein heterodimerization activity; structural constituent of chromatin
Source: RefSeq, a predicted model, not a curated record